Molecule: messenger RNA, 11215 nt
Organism: Gadus morhua (Atlantic cod)
Lineage: Eukaryota; Metazoa; Chordata; Actinopteri; Gadiformes; Gadidae
Gene: frem2b
Product: FRAS1 related extracellular matrix 2b
Exons: 24
Coding region: 1-9372 (3123 amino acids)
Biological process (GO): cell communication; anatomical structure morphogenesis
Cellular component (GO): membrane
Source: RefSeq, a predicted model, not a curated record
AUGGCUUGGAUUAUUCCUCAACAUCUCCACCGUCCCCGCGCCGCGUUCAUCCUGCUCGCGCUCGUGCUGACAGGUGAAGCGUCCGCGCAGCUUUUCAAUAGUUAUGGAUUAUCGUAUGCCGUGCGACCUGAUCUGGCUGAGGACGCUGUACUGGUGGCCAACAAUGGAAUACGCGUGCCUUUCGGGAGGUCCGUCUUUAUUGAUCCAAUCAACGACCUGGUGAUCCAAGUUCAGCCCGGAGAUAGAUGUGGGAUAACAGUUCUGGACAAUGACCCGCUGUCCCAAAGGCCCGGGCACCUGUCUCCCAAAAAGUUCCCAUGUGAAUUCGGUCCUAACGACGUGAAAUACUCCCACUUCGGCUCUCGGAGCCCAGCCAAGGAUAGAGUGAGGUUACAACUCAGGUACGACACCCAGACGGACACUGUGAUUAUCCCUUUCAUGAUGGAGGUGGAGGUCAUCUUUACUCAGUUGGAAGUGCUGACCAAAAACAUGCCCCUCACGGUGGAGAGGCAUCUCGGCACAAGUAACCCGAUUGACAAGAGAACACUGGAGUUCACCUUCGACCGAGGCACACACCAGUGUAAAAUAGCAUCGCUUUCCACUAGCAGUGCGAUACCCAGAUACGGAAAACUUGUGGAUGAUGGGAACCUGGGAACAAUGUUUGACUGCGAUGAAUUCAUGAAUAUGAACGUCCGUUAUCAGCACACUUUCGCUCUGAAGUCGCCGAACAGAGAUUAUAUCCCAAUGUUCGUGGAACUACAAGAUAAGGAGGGCAAUUUGCUCAAACAGGAAUUUUUUCAAAUAUUAGUGCGGAUUAAGGAGGGGGAGGACAACUCUGCCCCGAAACCCAGCUUCGUAGCCAUGAUGAUGAUGGAAGUGGACCAGUUUGUCAUGACAGCGAUCACAACAGACAUGCUGGCGGCGGAGGACAUUGAGUCAAUCCCGGAUGACUUAAUUUUCAACAUAACCUCCCCUCUAUCGUUCGAGGAAGGAUACAUAGUGAGCACAGACGACAGGAAUUUGCCAAUCACGUCGUUUUACCAGGGAGACCUGAAAGAGUUGAAAAUAGCCUACAAACCCCCCGCCGUGGAUUCUGACACUGAGAAGAUUUUCCAAAUUGUGUUUGAGAUUGUCGACACAGAGGGGGCUGUGUCAGAUCCCUUCGCUUUCAUGAUUGUGGUUAAGCCCAUGAACACAUUGGCCCCUGUGGUGACCAGGAAUAGCGGGCAGCUGCUCUACGAGGGUCAGUCGAGGCCCCUUUCCAGCGCACACAACCUGGAGAUCAGCGACGAGGACAACCUGGAUAAGGUCAGGGUCGAAGCCAUCGCAGGCCUGCGCCACGGAUACCUCAGCGUUUUCGGCUCGGGGAGUAAGUUCUUCACGCCGGCCGACCUGGACGCCGGCGUGGUCACCUACCAACAUGAUGGCAGCGACACGUACAGUGACAACAUCAUCUUCAGGAUGACUGAUGGCAAGAACGAGGUGGAGUUCCUCUUCCCCAUUACGGUGGUGCCCACCGAUGACGAGCCGCCGAUCAUUAACGCCAACACAGGUUUGGUUUUGUUUAAAAACCAGAUCAUGCUCAUCUCCCCUCUCAUGCUCAGCGCCGCUGACAUCGACUCGGAGGAUUCCACCAUUUUAUUCGAGAUAGAACCGCCCUUUUCUGCCAUCGGGCAGGUGAUGCUGCGGCAGGCUGAGGCCCCGGAGGACCCAUCCACCUGGAAGUUCAACGCUGAGGAAGAGCUCUAUGAGAAGGUGGUCACCGAUUGGGUGCAGCAGGACAUCACAGACGGCAAACUCUUCUACAAGCACGUCGGGCCCCACAGCACCGACACCGUCAUGGAUCACUUUGUGUUCAGAGUUCAGGAUGACAACGACCCACCCAACCAGUCGGGUCAGAGCUCAUUCAUCGUCAAGGUUCUCCCUGUCGACGACCUCCCACCUGACAUUUACCCUGGUACGACCCUGCACAUGACCGUCCAUGAGUACCAGCUCACCUUCUUCCGCAAAAAGUUUCUCCGCUACACAGACCUGGACUCGGAAGACCGGGAUCUGAAGUACACCAUUGUCCAGCCGCCGACUGAUACUGAUGAGAACAGCCCUGUAGUGCUGGGAUCAAUAGUAUUGACAGAAAAGCCAGACACUGAAGUCAUUACUUUCACUCAGGCACAGAUUAACCACCAUAAAAUCUCUUACAAGCCACCAUACCUGGAGCUAGGAAUUACAACUCACGUAUUACAGUUUAAGUAUAUUGUGGAAGAUACUUCCGGAAAUCGUGCAGAGGGAUUGUUUACCAUCAUUCUUCAGCCCGUGGAUAACACGCCGCCAGAGAUCACCAACUCCGGCUUCGGUGUCUUUGAGCGUGGCACCCAUGUCAUCACCCGUACGGAGCUGCACACUUCAGACACUGACACUGACAGCAGACAGAUCUCUUUUACGUUGACACAGGCCCCGCUGCAUGGCCACUUCCGGUUCAUGUUCACCGACAUGACCAAAGGGCACACGUUCAAUCUGGAGGACAUCGGACACGGCAGGAUCUCAUACGUCCACAAUGGAGACGAAUUAACUAUUGAUUCAAUACAGAUAGACGUCAGCGACGGAGUGCACGUUGUUCCCAUCACCAUCAAGAUCGGCGUGAAGCCCAUCGACGACGAGACACCGACCAUCACGCUGCCAGCGGGAACGAUUGGCUCGUAUAUGGAUGUCCUAGAGAACGGAGCAACCGAAAUAACCACAAAUGUUAUCCAGGGACGAGACGAGGAUACCGACGACCUCCGGCUGACGUAUAUCGUGGAGGACCCGCCGAUAUUCGGCCAGAUCCUGGUGAAUGGCAGGUGGUCUGACAGGUUCACCCAGGCUGACAUCAUCAGCGGUCUGGUACUAUACGCGCACACCAGUGGCGAGAUCGGCUUCACCACCAAAGAGGACUUCUUCAACCUCACUCUGACCGAUCUGUCUGACGAGUGGACCGUGGGGGGUAACAAAAUCACCGGGGUCCGAGUUCAUGUGACCAUACUUCCCUUGGACAGCCAGGCGCCAGAGGUUUUCGUGGGGCCACAGUACGUGGUCACCGAAGGUGGGAAAAGUGCUGUUGAGAUCAUGCACAUCAGCACCAGUGAUGUGGACACCCCAAAUGACGACCUCCUCUGCACCAUCAUUGUCCAGCCGACGUCCGGCUACGUGGAGAAUAUCUCCCCUGCCCCUGGCUCAGAGAAGUCCCGACUAGGGACAGCCAUCAGCGCUUUCACUAUGAAGGACAUCCGACAGAGUCACAUUUUCUACGUCCAAAGUAUUCACAAGGGCUUGGAGCCGGUUGAGGACAGGUUCACGUUCCGGUGCUCUGACGGCAUCAACUAUUCUGAGAGGCAUUUCUUCCCCAUCUCCAUAAUCCCCUCUAAUGACGAGAGGCCAGAGAUCUACAUGAGAGAGUUUGUGGUGAUGGAGGGGAUGAACAUAGUGAUCGACACCCCAAUACUGAAUGGCGCUGACUCAGAUGAACCGCCAGAUGAACUGAUGUUUAUCAUCACAAGGGGCCCCCAGCAUGGCUACAUACUCAAUCAGCUCACCUCCGGCACAGUCACUGUCACUAACUUCACCUUAGAUCAGAUCAAAGAGGCCUCUAGCAUCGUCUACGAACACGAUGACUCCGAGACAAUGGAAGACAGCUUCGAUGUUGUUCUCACAGACGGAAAGUUCAGCGUGGAGAAGACUGUAAUCAUUAUGAUAAUCCCCAUCGAUGAUGAGACUCCGCGGAUGGCGAUCAAUGAUGGCCUGGAGGUGGAGGUAGGUGACGUGAAUGUGAUAAGCAGUACAAUUCUAAAGGCCACCGAUCUCGACAGCGAAGAUAGCUCUCUGACGUACAUCGUCCGCUACGGGCCCAGUCAGGGCUAUCUGCAGAAGACGCCGGCCGACGGCUCACUACUAAACAUCACUGUCGGCAUGAACUUCACCCAGAACGAAGUGGACCUUGGGUUGAUCGUGUACGUCCACAACGGACAAGAAGGGAUCCGCGACCUCAUCAAGUUUGACGUGACGGACGGCACCAACGCCCUGAUUGACCGGUACUUCUACGUCACCAUCGGAGGCAUCGACAUGGUUUUCCCCGACGUGGUCAACAAAGGCGUGUCACUGAAGGAAGGCGGCAGGGUGUCCCUGACCACCGACCUGCUCAGCACCACCGACCUCAACAGCCCCGACGAACACCUGGUGUUCACCAUCACCCGAGCCCCUGCGAGGGGUCACCUGGAGUGCACGGACACCCCUGGAAUGCCCAUCGCGUCCUUCACUCAGCUACAGCUGGCGGGAAACAAAAUCUACUAUGUCCACACAGCGGAUGACGAGGUGAAGAUGGAUAGCUUUGAGUUUGAGGUGACAGAUGGCUACAACCCGGUGUUCCGCACCUUCCGUAUAUUAAUCACCAACGUGGAUAAUAAACGUCCCGUGGUAACAAUGCACGGCCUCAGCAUGACCGAGGGAGAGAACAAGCUCAUCACACCCUUUGAGCUGACGGUGGAGGACAGGGACACGAUGGAUCACCUGCUGAGGUUCACCGUCACUCAGGUGCCGGUCCACGGCCGCCUGCUGUUCAACAGGACCAGGCCCGUCACCUCCUUCACCAAGCAGGACCUGAACGAGAACAUGAUCACAUACAAGCACGACGGCACGGAGAGCGCCGAAGACAGUUUCUCCUUCACUGUCACGGACGGCACCCACACCGACUUCUACGUGUUCCCCGACACGGUAUACGAGACCCGCAAACCCCAGGUGAUGAGGAUCCGAAUCCUGUCGGUGGACAACGGGGUGCCCCAGAUCUCAGUGAACAAAGGCGCGCCCACACUGAGAGUCCUGGACACGGGUCACCUAGGCUUCCUCAUCACCUCCAAGACCCUGAAGGCCCAGGACCGAGGCAGCCGGCAGGACUCUGUGGUCUUCAGGGUCAGCGUGUUUCCGGAGCACGGCUACCUCAUCAACCUUGGUAGAGGAAACGCCACGGUGUCCAGCUUCACCCAAGCCGAAAUCGACGACAUGAAGAUAUGCUACGUGCUGAAGAACGGAGACAACUCUACGAGUGACACCUUCCACUUCUCCAUCGAGGACAAAGGCGGCAACCAGCUGAGGAACCAGCCGUUCCGUCUCAACUGGUCCUGGAUCUCCCUGGAGACGGAGUUCUACGUGGUUGAUGAGGAGUCUAAAGUGCUGGAGGUGGUUUUGAGGAGGAGGGGCUACCUGGGGGAGACCUCCUUCAUCAGCAUCGGCACCCUGGACGGCACCGCCACCAAGGACAGUGACUUCCGGGGGAAGUCCCAGAAGCAGGUCCAGUUCAACCCCGGUCAGACCACGGCCGUCUGGAGGGUGCGCAUUCUGUCGGACGGCGAGUACGAGGAGUCGGAGCGCUUCCAGAUCGUUCUGUCUGAACCCGUCAUGGCGCUGCUGGAGUUCCCUGAGAAGGCCACGGUGGAGAUCCAAGACCCAGGAGACGAGUCCAGCGUGUUCUUCCCCUCGGCGCUCUACAGCGUCCAGGAGGACGUGGGGGGCCUCCUGGUCCCCGUCCGACGGAGCGGGGACGUCAGCCAGGAACUCCUGGUCGUCUGCUACACCCAGCAAGCGACAGCGACGGGCACUGUCCCCACCUCGGUCCUCUCCUACUCGGACUACAUCUCGCGCCCGGAGGACCACCGCAGCACGCUGCGCUUCGAGCGCGGCGAGGUGGAGAAGGCGUGCCGCGUGGUGGUCAUCGACGACUCGCUGUACGAGGAGGAGGAGAGCUUCAACGUCAGCCUCAGCAUGCCCGUGGGAGGUCGCCUGGCAACCCACUACCCCAGCGCCAGGGUCGCCAUCCUGCCCCACGCAGAGGACGCUCCGGUGUUCUACCUGGGCCACGCCCUCUACCAGGUGGACGAGAGCGACGGCUUCGUGGAGGUACAGGUGUGGCGGACGGGCACCGACCUGUCCAAGGUCGGCUCCGUCACCGUGCGAUCCCGCAAGACCGACCCCGUCUCCGCCGAAGCUGGCGAGGACUAUGUGGGCAUCAGCAGGAGCCUGGACUUCGCUCCCGGGGUCAGCGUGCAGACGGUGAGGGUGGCGGUGCUGGAUGACCUGGGCCAGCCCCGCCUGGAGGGGGCGGAGAGCUUCCAGCUGGUCCUCCGUAUGCCCAUGAACGGUGUCCUGGGAGAUCCCAGCAAGACCACGGUGCUCAUCAACGACUCCGUCUCAGACCUGCCGAAGGUGCAGUUCCGGGACGCGGUGGUCUCGGGGGAGGAGAGCGGGGGCGGGCUCGUGGCGGUGGUGUACCGCAGCGGCGACCUCAGCUACCGUUCCACCGUGCGCUGCUACACGCGCCAGGGCACCGCCCAGGUCAUGAUGGACUUCAACGAGAGGCCUAACACUGACGCCUCCAUCCUCACCUUCCUACCAGGGGAGGUGGAGAAGCCCUGCCUGCUGACGCUGGUGGACGACGCGGAGCACGAGGAGGAGGAGGAGCUCCGGCUGGUGCUGGGGAACCCCCGCAGCGACUCCCCGUUCGGAGCCUCCGUCGGCGCCCGCAACGAGACUCUCGUCAGGAUCCAGGACCAUGCGGACAGGUCCAUCAUCAGAUUCGGGGAGACCAGGUUCAGCGUGCUGGAGCCGGGGGAGGCCGGCCACGUGUCCCUGGUGAGGAUCCCCGUGGUGCGCGUGGGCGACGCCUCCAAGGUGUCCCUGGUGCGCGUGCACACCAAGGACGGGUCGGCCACCGCGGGGGAGGACUACCACCCCAUCUCCGAGGAGCUGGUGUUCAGGGCAGGAGACCAGCAGCAUUACGUGGAGGUGGAGGUCUUGUUCGACGGCGUGAGGGAGAUGAGGGAGGCGUUUACCGUCCACCUGAGGCCUGACGAGAACAUGGUGGCCGAGACUAAGAUGAGCAAAGCCAUCGUCUACAUCGAGGAGGGCACCAGCAUGGCCGACGUCACCUUCCCCGCGCCGCCCUACGUGGUGUCCCUGCUGCUGUACGACGACCCCGAGCUCAGCCGGGACGCGCCCCCCGUCGCCGGGUACCCCGUCAUCUGUGUCACCGCCUGUAACCUCAAGUACGUGGACUUCCACAAGACGGGCUCCAUCUGUGCCAGUGAGAACAUCAACGACACGCUGACGCGCUACCGCUGGCUGGUCAGCGCGCCGGCGGGCCCCGGCGGCGUCACCGGCCCCCUGUGCGAGGUGGACUUCGACACCUUCUUCAGCUCCUCCAAGCGCAUCACCCUGGACUCGGUCUACUUCCAGGCGGGCUCCAGGGUGCAGUGUGCCGCCCGGGCCGUCAACGGGGACGGCGACCUGGGGCUGGAGCUCAGCAGCUCCCCCGUGUCCAUCAGCCUGGAGGAAGGGAUGUGCCAGCCGCGCGUGGUGGGCUCUGUGGGGGCGGAGCCAUUCUCUGCCAAGCUGCGGUACACGGGCGCCAACGACGUGGACCACCCCAACCUCAUCAAGCUCACCGUCAACAUGCCUCACAUCGACGGGAUGCUACCCGUGGUUUCCACCCGGGCACUCUCCAACUUCGAGCUGACCCUCAGCCCGGACGGCACUCGGGUGGGGAACCACCGCUGCUCCAACCUGCUGGACCACCACGAGGUGCAGACCCGCCACGGCUUCCUGACCGACGCCACCCGCAACGCCGAGGUGAUCGGGGAGACCUCGCCGUACCAGUACAGCGCCGCGCUGCGGGGAGCGGGCACGCUGCGCUUCUACCGCAACCUCAACCUGGAGGCGUGUCUGUGGGAGUUCACCAGCUACUACGACAUGUCCGAGCUGCUCAGCGACUGCGGCGGCACCAUCGGCACCGACGGCCAGGUGCUGAACCUGGUCCAGUCCUACGUGACUCUUCGCGUGCCUCUGCACGUGUCCUAUGUCUUCCACUCGCCGGUGGGCGCCGGCGGCUGGCAGCACUUCGACCUGCAGUCAGAGCUCAGACUCACCUUCGUGUACGACACUGCCAUCUUGUGGAAGGACGGCGUAGGGAGCCCGCCAGAGGCUGAACUACAAGGGGCUCUGUACCCAACCAGCAUGCGCAUCAACAGCCAGGGCCUCCUAGUCGUCAACUUCCGCACCGAGGCUCGGUUCAGGGGCCUGUUUGUGCCCUCUCACCCAGCCUCGUUGAUGUCGUCCAUGGUCAUGUGUCCGGACCACCCUGGCUUGUCUUUUAACCUGAGCCUGGUGCGCACGGAGCCCACCUACAGCCAGCCCAUCCAACAGUGGACCUUCGUCUCGGACUUCGCUGUGCGCGACUAUUCCGGGUCAUACACAGUGAAGCUGUUGCCAUGCACAUCCCCCCCCAACGUGGAGUACAGCAUCCCCCCCAGCUGCAACCCCCGGGACCCCGUCACCUUUGACCUGGACAUCCGCUUCCAGCAGGUGAGUGACCCCGUCGCAGCAGAGUUCAGCCUCAACACCCAGCUGCUGCUGCUCUCCAAGAGAGCUCUCUGGCUCUCCGACGGCUCCAUGGGCUUCGGGCAGGAGAGCGACACCGCCUUCUCUCAGGGCGAUGUGAUCUACGGUCGAGUGAUGGUGGACCCGGUACAGAACCUGGGGGACUCCUUCGUCUGCAGCAUAGAGAAGAUCUUCCUCUGCACUGGAGCGGACGGCUACGUUCCAAAAUACAACCCGGACAACUUUGAGUUCGGCUGUCUGGCCGACGCGCCCUCGCUGCUCUACCGCUUCAAGAUCAUCGACAAGGCACAGCCCGAGACCCAGGCCCGCUCCUUCGGGAGUCUGGCCUUCGAGGCCUACCUCGCCGUGGACGACCCGGCGGCGCUGGCCCUGGUCCGACAGCCGGGAUCAGACGGCUUCAGGAUGGCCUCCUCGGCCCUCUUCCAGGUGGCGGCAGGGAGGGAGUGGUUCAUCCACACCAUCUACACCGUCCGCUCCCGGGAGAACGCCAACCGCGGCAUCGGCAAGCGCAGCCUGGAGUACCACUCGGUGAGCCGCCACGGGCCGCCGGGCCGGCCCCGCCCGCGGAGGUCCGCCGCCCAGCACCCCGACCCGGUGGAGGGGAUCGGCACCGAGAACGACCGGGGGACCAACAUCCUGCACAUCGCGCUGGACCGCGGCCCCGGGGCCCGCCAGCGAGGAGGGCCCGGCCCCCGGGAGGACGACGCGGCCCCCGGCGGCGGGGCGGGGGUGGCGCCGCGGGAGCUCAACCAGCGGGAGGAGGAGGGCGACGAACGGCUGGUGCUCGUCAUCGGCGUCGUGGUGGGGCUGCUCCUCGUCGCGCUCGUCGCCGUGGCGACCGCCCUGCUCGUGCGGUCCAGGAAAGACAAGUCGGCCGCGGGCAGGGAGCCCCCGGUGUCGGCCAGCACCGAGCCCAUGGUGGGCGGAGGGGGAGGUGGAGACAGCUCCGAGGUCUGAGGAGAAGGGUAGGGGGGGCGGUGAAACAGCAAACGCUUUUGAGUUACUGUUUAGAAGUUUUGCAAGUGCCUCAAACUGGGUGACGUUGAGGGGCGGUUCGGCCGGUAACGGAUACAAACUGGGGUUCCUUUUUUCUCUCGAGGUUAUGUUUGAUAUUUGUACUUGAAACACGACGCGUCCCUUACCAGGAGGAGAACCGACAAGAGAAUCGGCUGACAGGCUUUCGUCCACCUCUCCGCGAUCAUGAUUAUGUUUUGCUUUCGAUGGCCGUUUUGAUCCAAAAAUGUAUGUUGUGAGUCCAAAGGUGCUACAGAGAAGCCUUUUAUGAUUUCAGCUUUUUUCUUUUUUGUGUCGAACACGUGGAACAAGUAUUUUUGCAAAUGCUAAAGUCGGUAAACUGAAACUGCUGUGUAUGUUUGUGUCACUGAGUCGCGACACUGUAAUGUUUAGCUUUUAAUGUUUCUAAAGUCCUGUUUCCCUGCAUAUGACUUCAUGAUUUCAUAUGUGCCUAAAACAAAUCAUUUGUUAUUGAUUUCAGACAUCCUUUGUGUGUCGCCACUUAUAAUAUAUUUGUACGUUUUAUGUCUUUAUGUCUUACGCAUUUAUUUUGCAUGCAUUUAUUUUUGUAUUCUUCUGUGUGGUUGUACUAUAGAACGGUAUAACAUAUCUCAUCCAUACGUGACAAACCUACUGUACAAUGUUAGAACUACUGUAAACCAAACUCCUCAAUGUGGGCGGGGUUUGAUUUUUCGCAGUGAAUUCCCAUGAUAAACAGUAUUCAUCAGUGGUUCAACUGGUGGUCCAAACACAGCUUGAUUUCAAGGCCCUGAAAAGAAAAUGCGAAAUCCAACCUGCGUCGACUCCGUAGAUUGAAACCCAAAUUUCAAGACAGCUGGUCUGCAGUGUACAGUGUUGCUAUAGUAACUGUUGGACCGUUCAAUACAGCCCGAACCCUGCCAUUACCAUUAUCAUAAUCAUUAAUAUUAUGACAUGAGAGAGAGAAGUUCUGAAGAUUGAACCUUGAAAGAAAUAAUUAUCGAUCCUUUGUACAAUAGGACUGAGUUGGUUGGUUCAUUAUUUUUUUUAUGCCUUAUAACAGUUGAAAGGGAAUAUUAAUUUUUUUAUAUAAUCGUAUAGUUGUAACUUCCUUUCAGAUAUACUUCCUCUUGAUUGUUUUAAUUAUUUAUUUUUUUAUAUUGCCAAUAUCCCCUCCCUAUCCCCCACCCUUUCGUUAUGAACUUCUAGAAAAAGAUAUAGCUAUACAUUUAUAAAUAUACAUCUCAAAGUGAACAUUCUGCGUGCCAUGUUUGCACUGAAAGUGUCCCCUAUAAGAGGGAAUGCCAGGCUUUGUGUUGUGGUUUGGAAUACUUUCAAUAUUCAUAAAAAAAGGGAAACUGAGUUUCCAUUGAUUACCUCAUACCGUGCCGUCCGAUAAACUCUGACUCCGCCGCUUCCUGAAAAGGUCACCUUGAUUUUGAUUUUGUUUUCCAGAGCGAACAAACCUUUCUAUGCAACCUAUGAAAUCAUGUUGUUCCCUUCCAUUGUUGUGCGUGAUUCGUCUGUCCACAAUCUACUGCAUCCACGCGAUGACGCUGUAAGGAUCUCCUGUCCGGUUGUUCUAUCAUGUUCACCGCAGCGAAGAUGGUAGAAUACCUUCUGCCUUUACGCUCAUGAAUGUUUGUACUGUAUAUAUACACAGCCAUGUAAGACUUAUGAAUAUACACCGUUUGGAUGUUUUGGGAAUGGUUCUGUUUCAAUAAAGACUAUGUGCUCUAAGUAUUUCUAAGUUGGACCACAAGCACAAGGUGGUCUACAUAAAUGAAUAAAAACCGAAUGAAUUACA